This is a messenger RNA of Peronospora belbahrii, 2037 nucleotides long. The record is from the annotation of a GenBank genome assembly. Lineage: Eukaryota; Oomycota; Peronosporomycetes; Peronosporales; Peronosporaceae.
AUGAUGGCGUCAUCGACGUCAGCCCUUGACCAAAAACUCUAUGGUCUUAAUUACGAUCUACGUCAGGGUCCAGAUUGGGAUCCCAGCAAGUGCAAGCCGGUGGACGCUAUUGCCGCUGAUCUCAAGAUUCUGAGCACCAUCACGUCAAACGUACGUACGUACAGUCUAUCGAACUGUGACGUGUCCGGCGUGCUUAUAGCUGCCAAGGAGCUGUCACUUACCGUUUGGCUCGGUGUCUGGGUUUCGGAGGACCCGAAGGUAUUUGACGCCGAGGUAAAAGCCUUUAAGAAACUCAUUAGCGCUGGCCUUAUCGAUAGCAAUGUUGUGGGUAUGAAUGUCGGGAGUGAGGCUGUGUACCGUGAGGAUAUCACGGCGAAACAGUCUAUCAAGUAUCUGACUGAUUUUAAAAAGGUCAUGGUGGAUAACGAUAUUAACGUGCCUGUCAGCAUCACGGACAUCGUUGACACAUUUGUGCAGUACCCGGAGAUGCUCAAGGCCGGUGACAUUGUAACCAUUAACCAGUUUCCGUAUUGGGAAAAGAUCGAUGCGGACAAGGCUGUGGCUCAGUUCAACAAGCGUAUCCAGCCUCUGCUGAAGAUGGCCGGUGACAUGGAGGUCAUCAUUAGUGAGACGGGUUGGCCCACAGAAGGCAAGGACAAGAAAGGAGCUGUGGCGUCGGAGGAGAAUGCUGCUAUCUACUUGAACGACUUCUACGAGCUGGCCGAAGCCGAGGGAUGGAAGUACUACUACUUUGUCGGGAUCGACACGCCAUACAAAGCGGAGCAGCUAGAUGAGGCCACAACAGUCGAAUCGCAUUUCGGCAUCUUUGACACGACAGGAACCAUGAAGCCGGCGUAUGAGUCUCUCACGUUUACUAAGAACGGAGAAUUGUCAACCUCUGGCAGCUUUGGCGACAACUCCUCGUCAGAUUUAUCGUCUGCGUCGGCCAACAGCGACAUUGUUGCCUCAGACAGCGGUACACCGAGCACUGUCGAUUUAGUCGACACGGACACGUCGACAGACACUCAGCCUUCGUCUUCAAUAGAGCGCAGUGGAUCGUCUCAGGUUGUGGCAGCUAAUCUCGUAGUCUGCUUGAGUGUCGCGUACGCCAUUUUUUGGAGCCUUUUUUCAAAAAUGGAAACCGCCACUACGCAGUCGAAUGGAGCUGAAACGUCUAAUGAAGGGCUCUUGGUGCUCGUGAUCGAUACGAACCCUAUGUACUGGUUUAAACAGGGAGGUGGAGCAACUGAGCGUAGCAAUUUUCAGCAGCUGAUUUCUAGUACUCUAGUGUUUGUAAACUCGUAUCUGCUUCUACAUCGCAGCAAUCGCAUCGUAAUUAUUGCCGCCCAUGCUGGCAAAAGCGCCAUGUUAUAUCCAAAUCCAGAUCACGAUGAUACUUCUGGAAAUGCAGAACAGUCUGCCAAAGUAAAUGCAGGUGUUAUGCAGCGUCUGCAGGAGUUGAGUGAUACUCCAAUGGACCCUGCCAAGCCCAAUCGAACGGCCAUCGCUGCGUCACUGUCACGGGCUCUAUGCUUCAUUAAUCGUGCUAUGAAUGAGGAACCAGACUUACGACCACGCAUCUUGGUUGUUCAGAAAUCUCCGGAUGUAUCUGAACACUACAUUGCGAUUAUGAAUGGUAUUUUCUCAGCCCAGAAGAAGAAUGUUGCAGUGGAUGCCUGUAUGCUCACGUCCGAGCAGUCCUCGUUCAUGCAACAGGCUGCGUAUCUAACGGGUGGUAUAUAUUAUAAACCCAACGAGUACAGUGGAUUGCUCCAGUACCUCAUUUCAAUCUAUUUGCCGGAUCCAUCCAUGCGUAAACUGCUAAAGCUUCCAUCGCAGGAUUCAGUGGACUUUCGUGCAAUGUGUUUUUGCCACCGCAGAGUGAUUUCAACGGCAUUUGUAUGUCCAGUAUGUCUUUCUCUAUUUUGUGAAUUUCGACCCAUUUGCUCAACGUGUGGUAUCCGAAGCCACAUUGAGCCAAAGAAGAAGAAGAUGAUGAAGGGGUUGGUCAAGAAGCGUCUACGUAUAGAUUCAUAA